Messenger RNA from Salvelinus fontinalis (brook trout), 2754 nucleotides. Its product is annotated as zinc finger protein GLIS2-like. NCBI's taxonomy places the organism in Eukaryota, Metazoa, Chordata, Actinopteri, Salmoniformes, Salmonidae. The record is from RefSeq and is a predicted model, not a curated record. The transcript is spliced from 7 exons. Gene Ontology annotation, cellular component: nucleus. The coding region runs from base 920 to 2476 and encodes 518 amino acids. Gene Ontology annotation, biological process: regulation of transcription by RNA polymerase II; smoothened signaling pathway. Gene Ontology annotation, molecular function: DNA-binding transcription factor activity, RNA polymerase II-specific; RNA polymerase II cis-regulatory region sequence-specific DNA binding.
GAGGACUGACUGCCCAUGGUGGAUGGGCGGAGCAGGAAGCAUGCGCUGAGCUGGCAGAGUCGGGGCUAGUCUGCUGCGCGCGAGGAGAGGGAGAUCACGGGCUGGCUCGGGUCCUCUCAGACGGACGCGGGGAGACCACCUUACCAAUCACGUCUCCUUGAGGACUAAAUAGGCGAGAACAGAAAAGAGCAAGAAAGAGAGUGAGAGACAGGGAGAAAUAGAAUAAUAUAAAGCUAUAAGGACAACACCUCCGUUUGUAACCACAGGGAGUCGGCAUCUGGAAACAUAACGAGCGAAGAAGACCCCCCCCUCGCGACAUCUCUCGGCUCUGUAUCUCCCAGCGCACCCCUCCUAUAGCCUACUCCCUGGAGAACGACCACCCAUUGAACACCCUAAUUGACCAGCGUUGCCAUUAAGCGAUGCACUUUGAAUCCAAGACGAAACCGAACGCGUAAUUUUGAUGCACAUUUAACAACCAGUGAUCAUCAUUUUCCAAAACGGAACAGUUAAGACUAUGGAUACAGUUUUGGGUGUUUAGCCUAAAUUUAACGGGUUUCUGGCGACGUGAAAUUAUCUCAUCCCCGGUAACUGACAUCAACACUAUACUUUUAUCUCCUAUUGCUUGUGGAAGAGUCUUAUCAUCUUCGUUUUAUUCCAUUUUCCAUUUUCUUUUUCAAACCAAUGGUCUGGGAGCGGACCGCCUCACUCAACACAUACUAUUUCAUUUAGACGUGUCAGCCUCGUUUAGCGCUUUGAACGCGGACAACAUUACAGAAUUGCAAGGGGAAAUUGUCAUCGAGAGUAUUUUGCACAAACAUACUGAGUGGAAAGUUUGUUGCCGGAGAGGGAAAAGAUCGGAGACAUCUCGGCCAUAUCCACGGGAUUUUCCCCUAAGGUGGGAGGUCCGUGGGCUGCAGCCAUGCUGUCCCUGGAUGAGCCAUUGGACCUAAUGCUCCCCCGGGGGCGUGUCAACGGGCGAGACAGGGGUGCAUGGUCACCCCCCACCCUCACCCUCUCUCCGAUACCCUUCAAGCGCGCCCGGCAGCUCCGCAUGGCUGAUGAUGGCACAGCCGUCAUAGUGCCCGCCUCCCCGGCCUCGCCACACACAGGUGUGCUGGUGGUCUCCAGGGAGAGGUCAGAGACGCCCCCCACCCCGCCGGCCGUGGACCUCAGUACGUCCCCCUCCUCCCGCCACACCUCCAGCUCCCCAGAGAUGACCAACGGGAACGCCGUCUCCCACCACAUCAUUGCAGGGGACUCAGCUCACAUCCGUUAUGUGGAGAGCAGAGCCUCCUCGCAGGCCUUCCAGUUCUUCGUGCCGAUUGGUGCUGGGGCCGGACUCCACCUGCCGUCAUCCAUGUUCAUUGGCCAGCCCAAUGACAAGCGGGCCUCUCCCGAUCUCUCAGCAGACGAACAGCUGGCCUGUCGCUGGAGGAAGUGCCAUCUUCUCUUUGAGUCCCUGCAAGACCUUGUGGACCACGUCAACGACUUCCACGUCAAACCUGAAAAGGAUUCUGGGUACUGCUGCCACUGGGACGGCUGCGCUCGCAAAGGGCGGGGCUUCAACGCUAGGUACAAGAUGCUUAUCCAUAUCCGUACACACACCAAUGAGAAGCCUCACCGCUGCCCCACCUGCAACAAGAGCUUCUCUCGCCUGGAGAACCUCAAGAUACACAACCGCUCACACACAGGUGAGAAGCCGUACAUCUGUCCAUACGAGGGCUGCAACAAGCGCUACUCCAACUCCAGCGACCGCUUCAAGCACACACGCACCCACUACGUGGACAAGCCCUACUACUGCAAGAUGGCCGGCUGCCUGAAGCGCUACACAGACCCUAGCUCCCUCCGUAAGCACAUCAAGGCCCACGGCCACUCUGUAGCCCAGGAGCAAGGCUCUCCGGGUGGGCUGAGCUCCCUGCUCAAGGUGGGUCCCCUGGGGGUGGGGAUGGGUGGAGGAGGGGGGAAGCUGGGGGAGUCGGAGCUGAGCUACAUCAGUGGGGCCCAUAUCAUCAUCCCCAGCGCCGCUGCCGCUCUCCUGGGGGGCCACGCUCUGCAGGGCCUGGCGGGCUCCAUCCCUCUAUCCCGCCUCGCCCCCCGGCCCCUGGACCUGAGCACACUGGGGGGGUGCCCCAGCUCCCCUUGCACCACCUCCAUCCUGUCCUUCAAUGGUUCUCCUCUGAGCCUGUCCACCAAGUCGUCCCUGGGGCUCUCCCCGGCCUUCCCCUCCUCAGCCCUGGGGCUGGGGCCCACCAUGGUGCCCGUGUCCCUAGGAGGAUCCAUGGGGUCGUCCGCCUCAGAGCGCAGGGCCCACCACCACGGGUGUCACCACAAGGGGAAAAUUGGGGGGGAGGAGGGGAAGGACAAGCUUCAUCGUGGGGGGGUGCUGAACCUCUCCACGGGGGCCUCCCAUGACCCCCUGUCCUGGGUGGUCAUUCCCUCCGGCACGGUUGUGCUCAAGCCAGCUGUAGUCAACUAACACACACACACACACACACAUUCCAGAAGAGUUCAAGGGGGGCUGAGAAAACGUAGAAAAAGGUAGAAAAAAAUUGACACGUGAAAAGAAAGAAAGUCUACUUUCAGGCAACUUAAACUUAACAACAAAGUCCACACCUCAGUUUGUAAAAUUGGCUCGGACAAAAAAAUGUUUUAUUCAUAAGAGAAAGGUAAACUGAGGUAUCUGGUACUGCUAUCUUUGCAUUUAUCUAGCACAUUUUGGGACCAUCAACAACUCAUAAAUACAUUUCAAUCAUG